Macrosiphum euphorbiae (potato aphid) is the source of this 765-nucleotide messenger RNA. NCBI's taxonomy places the organism in Eukaryota, Metazoa, Arthropoda, Insecta, Hemiptera, Aphididae. The record is from the annotation of a GenBank genome assembly.
AUGGUCCGGCGUUUUAGAAGCUAUUUCGGAAGGAGACAACAAAUGCAUGCAGUUCGCCAUCAUGAAGAACCACAUCAUCGGAAGCGAAGAUUGUCUGUACCUGAACGUAUUGGUGCCACAGGUUUAUUUCAAAAAGCAAUUAUGCAAAGUGGAUGUGCAUUUAAUAUAUGGGCGUUAAAUGAAAAUCACAGAAUUGUGGCCUUUAAGUUGGCCAAUAAUUUAGGUUGUUUAAGUAAUGAUCCCGAGGAAAUAGUAAAAUACUUAAAAAACGUACCUGCCAUUGAUUUGGUGAAAGGAACUAAAUUCAAGAAUGGCACAGAUUAUCUGGAUUACAAGUUCGUACCAUCUAUUGAAAGUGCCACUGUCAGUUAUCCAUUCUUACCGGCUCAUCCUGAACAAUUAGUCAACGAUAGAUCUCCAAUACCCGUAAUUAUUGGAGUUAACAAUAUGGAAGGAAUGGUAGCAUUAAGUAGUGCAAGCCAUGCGGACGAAAUUAAUUAUUUGUUCCAUAGUAAACUAUCUGGGGUCAUUCCAAAACCCAACUCUCCGGAACUCGAAAUGUGUAAGAUGAUGGGUAAGAUGUGGUCCAAUUUCGCGAAAUCUGGUGAUCCAAAUUCGUCGGAUUUAAGUUUCAAAUGGGUUAACGCGAGCGCAAGUGAUCCAAAAUAUCUGUCAAUAGAUGGAGACAGGACAUGUAUGGCCGAUGGGAUGAUAAACAGCAACAGGUUACGUCUUUGGCAAGAGAUAUCGGAAUCCGUUGUUUAG